UAAAAUAAAGUUUUAAAGUUCAUUAAAAUGAAUGAAAAUAUCUUUCUCUCUCUACACAUGCUCGAAAAAAAUUAUCCGGCGCAGUAGGACUGACAAAGUAGCAACUUGUGUACUUGUGUUCUUGUGUGAUAUAAUAAAAAAAUAAAACAAAUAAUUAAACCAAAAAAAUGGUUUCAAUAACAUUGCCAAUGGUUGGAAGACUCGCUAAACUUUCUUUAGACCACUUUUACAUCAGCACCCGGACAAUUUUAAGCAGCAGGACGAGGAAUAAUUUAAUGCUUGGUAAUGAUUACCAAAAAAAUAAAUUCAGCACCGAGGCGAAGAAAGCCGAUGAAGGAAGUUCAGCACCACCAGUUGAUCAGCUGACGGAAAAUGAAGCCAAGUUGAAGUCAGAAUUGGAAUUAUUAAGUGCAGAGUUGAGUGAAAUGAAGGAACGUUUCAGUGACUUGGAUGACAAGUACAAGCGAGCGUUGGCUGAUAGAGAGAAUUUAAGGGUCAGGUUGACCAAGCAAAUUGAAGAGGCCAGGACAUUUGGGAUUCUAGGAUUUUGUAAGGACUUGAUCGCAGUCGCUGAUACUUUGAGCAAGGCUACUGAAAGUGUUCCCAAAGAUCAGCUGACUGAGUCCAAUCAGCAUUUGAAGAAUUUGUAUGAAGGGUUGAUACUGUCUGAAGCGGAAUUACAUAAGGUGUUUACAAAACAUGGGUUGAUUUCAUUGAAUCCUCUGGAUGAGAAGUUUAAUCCUCAAGAUCAUGAAUCGCUAUUCCAACAGGAGGUCCAAGGCAAAACCCCAGGCACCGUAGUAGUAGUCUCUAAAAUCGGCUACAAAUUACACGACAAGCUAGUGAGGCCCGCGCAAGUUGGAGUAGCUAAAGGUUAACUAAACCGGGACCACAUCUUGAUUUCUUUUUUUUUUUUACAAAUUAAAA
Molecule: messenger RNA, 927 nt
Organism: Cotesia glomerata
Lineage: Eukaryota; Metazoa; Arthropoda; Insecta; Hymenoptera; Braconidae
Gene: Roe1
Product: grpE protein homolog 1, mitochondrial
Exons: 4
Coding region: 168-878 (236 amino acids)
Biological process (GO): protein folding; protein import into mitochondrial matrix
Cellular component (GO): PAM complex, Tim23 associated import motor
Molecular function (GO): protein homodimerization activity; protein-folding chaperone binding; adenyl-nucleotide exchange factor activity
Source: RefSeq, a predicted model, not a curated record